Molecule: messenger RNA, 677 nt
Organism: Drosophila santomea
Lineage: Eukaryota; Metazoa; Arthropoda; Insecta; Diptera; Drosophilidae
Gene: Cpr11A
Exons: 4
Coding region: 1-660 (219 amino acids)
Source: RefSeq, a predicted model, not a curated record
AUGAAGAGUUUUCUGAUCCUUCUGGGUUUCGCUGCUCUGGCGGCCGCCGAUGUCAAGCAUCUGACGGAUCGCAAUCUGGAGCUCUUCAAGUACAAUCCCAGUGACGUGUACACCCUGCCCGAGGACAUCGAUGAGGACAAGCCGGCGGUGCACUUCAGCGGCGAUGUCAUGAAGGCCAAGACCGAGACCCUGCAGAACUACAAUUCGGGCAAGAAAUUCAAGCUGGAACUGAAGACCCAGAACGGCAUCGAAGUGAGCAGCGUGGGCAAACUGAAGGACGACAAGACCUUCGUGGUCAGCGGCUCCUACUCCUUCACCGGCGCCGAUGGCAAGCGGUACAGGACUCGUUACACCGCCGACGAGUUCGGCUACCAUCCCAUCACCGAGCUGGAUCUGGACAUCCCCGAACCCCAGCCUUUGGCUGCCGCCGGACAGCGCCAGACCGUGGACCCCAGCAGCCUGUUGGGCAACAAGAACCGCUUCCAGUUCCUGCAGCAGACCCUGGACUCCGAUCAAGGACCUCUGAGGGGCAGUGGCCAGAGCGGCGAUGACUACAGCUACACGUCUCCCUAUGGAAGUGCCUAUGGCAAUGGCUACGACUAUCAGCCACCUCAGGUGCCACUGGCGACGCCAUCUCGUCUGUAUUUGCCCACGGCAUAAGGCGGUUACAAUUUAGA